AUGAAGAUCCAUAUUCAAGGGAUUGAAAAGUGGAGUUAUGUUACCGGUAGUGCAGCAAGACCUGCUGCAGGACCAAAAGCCGAUGAAUGGGAUACGGCAAAUACUAAUGUGAUGGGAAUUCUUCUCAAGGCUAUGACUCCGGAGGUAAUGAGAUUAUUUGCUAACUAUGAUUCUCCCAAAGCAAUUUGGGAUUCUGUUGCUGCUACAUAUUAUGAUGGGAGUGACUUUGCUCGUGUUCAUGAAUUGAAUGUCAAAGCUUUCAAAAUAACUCAGAGUGGACAGCCUGUUGCAACCUUUUAUGCGAAUUUGAAGACAAUUUGGCAGGAGCUUGAUCAGAGAAACCCUAAUCCUGUGACCUGUGAAGUUGAUAUUAAUUCCUAUCGGACUGAGCAGGACAAGAUGUGUGUCCAUAUUUUUCUUACUGGCCUGGACCCUCACUUUGAAGGGGCAAAGAAUGAGUUAUUGCGUCUUGCAACUCCACCUACAUUGGAACAAGCUUUUGCCUAUAUCCGAAGAGAUGAAGGUAAUAAGGCUGCUGCUCAGAACCUUCGUACUGAAAUUUCUAGUUUAGCAAUCCAUGCUACACCUCCACCUCUACCUCAACCUCAGAUUGGGAAUUCUACCCUAGUUCCAUCUCAGAGUCAGUAUCAGCCACAAAAUCAGGGAUAUCAUCAAAUGGCUUGCAACUAUUGCAAGGAAGUUGGCCAUUUCAAGAAUCAAUGUCCUAAGCUGCGAAGUUUUAAUUACAACAACUCUGGUUGGAGAGGAGGCAAUAAUACUGGAGGACAUGAAGGACGUGGUGGUGGUCAAAGAGGCAAAGUGGCAGUCCAAUUGGUGCCAGAACCUGACUUCUACGGCAUUGGAGGGGUGAUCAUGGGCAACGGAGACCUGAGGGGGAGACUGUUUCACUUGGAUUGCAUGUACGCAGAGCCAACACAAGCACCGGAACAGCCUUUAGCCCUGACAUUGAAUUCUGACAGAUUAAGUGAGCUAUGGUUGUGGCAUAGGCGUUUGGGUCAUCCAUCUUUUGGAGUUAUGAAGAAGUCCAUGCCUUCAUUGUUUCUGGGAGUUAGUGAGUCUAGCCUGCAUUGUGAAACUUGUGCUUUGGCUAAGAGUCAUAGGUCUAGUUAUCAUUCGAAUUUUCAUUCUAGUACUAUGCCUUUUGAGUUAAUUCAUUCAAAUGUAUGGGGUCCUUCUAAACAUUUUACCCUUUCUGGAAUGCGAUAUUUUGUGUUAUUCAUUGAUGACUGUACUCGAUUAUCCUGGGUGGUUUUACUUAUGUCCAAAGAUUCUGUUUUCUCUGCUUUUACAGCAUUCCAUAAGCUUGUUCGUACUCAAUAUGAUGCUCAUGUUAAGGUCUUUCGUUCCGAUAAUGGGGGUGAGUUUGUCAAUCAUUCUUUUCAUGAAUAUUUCCAACACCAUGACAUCAUACAUCAAACUUCAUGCCCACAGACACCUGAGCAAAAUGGGGUGUCUGAACGGAAAAAUAGUCAUGUUCUGGACAUGGCUCGGUCUCUUCUACUUAGUGCUAACAUGCCUAAGUAUCUUUGGGGAGAGGCUGUAUUGUGUGCUUCUCAUCUAAUCAAUCGUCUUCCGUCUGUCCCUCUUUAA
Molecule: messenger RNA, 1611 nt
Organism: Rosa chinensis
Lineage: Eukaryota; Viridiplantae; Streptophyta; Magnoliopsida; Rosales; Rosaceae
Exons: 2
Coding region: 1-1611 (536 amino acids)
Biological process (GO): DNA integration
Molecular function (GO): nucleic acid binding; zinc ion binding
Source: RefSeq, a predicted model, not a curated record